AUGCCGUUCUGUGGUGUUUUGCGUAACGCGUUGUCAUUUUCGCACGGCGCCCUGGCGCAAAUCGUGAUAUUUCUACUCCAGAACUGGAACAUCUCCAGGGUGCAAGCCUCGCUGCCUCCGGGAGCCGAGGACGAGAUCAUUCUCAUCGAACACCUGCCGGGCCGCAAAGUGCACCUACAGGAUUUCUUCUGGUCGGACGCGAAGGACGCCCCGCCGUGGGUGGACCCGGACCAAGGCUUGACCAUAUACGAAACCAGAACGGUUCACCACACCGUGACGCUGUAUUCACCCGCAGAGGACACGGAUGACAAUCAGUUCCCUCGCGGCGACCCAAAGGAGCCCCGCUGCACCACUUGCAUCGAGCCCACGCCCAGACUGGACGACGAGGAUGAUCAGAAUAUUGGAGUCCUCAUCGGAGAGGACCCUGGCCCAAGAUAUUGGUUGUUGACGGUUCUCCGGGCAGGGGAAGCGAUACCACCUAAAAUCGAGUUGAAACUGGCUCGUUUGUACAAGACGGCCUUCUCCCGACAGCAGCAACGCCACUUGGGUCUUCUGCAGACGGACCCGAGGUUCCGGAGAAUAGCGAGGGGGCACACGCUCUUUAAAAGCAAGCUAGAAAGUCAAGAGGAAGCCGAGAAAGCCUCGUACAAAUCGCGCGCACAGAGAAGCGAAGAGGCGACGAAUCUUAGACAUAGACAGAACGUGUCUAGCAAUAAGUACGAGGACCCUAUGUUUCCAAUUUCUGAAACUGGCAAUUUCUCAUUGAGACUGAAUCUCCUUAGAGAAGGAGAAUUAAAAUCUUCGAAUAAAACUGAGAACUCAUUUGUAACGGAGGUACAGGCGGAAACAGGUUUCAGAAAUGAAACAGAAAAUCGAAGAAGAGGAUCUACGAAUGAACACAAUUUUCAAAAUGUGUCUCAAUUAUUAAAUCGCAUGAUUGGGAAACAAACGUUGAAUAAUACUGGACCGGAAGAUAUAAACGAGAGCAAGCGGUCCGAGUUGCGUUCGUUGGAUUCCGGAGCGGAGACCGUGCAAGUGCGGAUGCAGAAUACGAGCGUGACCGAAGGCGGCGCCACGAAGUUGAUUUACUCCGUUCACCUGGGUGGAAAGCCUGUGCCAGCAGAGACAGCCGCCAGGGACAUGGCUCUUCUAUCGCCCCAGGAAGUCGCGUUGGAACUCGGGGCACCGGUUCUAAUACAAAGCGAACCUUAUCUGAAGGAGACACGGCCGUUGGCUCUCUCGAGGAAGAGAGACGCGUGGCUGUUAAUUGGCGCGGCUAGCGUCGGUUUUAUUCUCCUAGCUUUCAUCGUUCUGGGAUUAAUAGUCGCUGCGAAGAGGAAGAGAUCUCACAGUGCGGUGGCUGCGCCUCCGAGUCAGCAUACUUUGAAGAAGAACCGGGAAUACAUACAGGCGACCGGGGGUCUCGACAACAAUGCCUUCUCCACAUCGGAGUUGGAUAUUAAGACUGACGGUACCAGCCAGAGACAUACUCCUGGGUCUCUGUCUAGGACUCAAAUUUCUCUGGAGACUCCAGACAGUCUUGACGCGGCAGUUCAGGCCUCGAGCGACGAGGAGGACGAUUCGCAGAAAAGGAAGACUAGGGAACCGAGUCCUUGGGAACAUCCUCCAAAAAAAUCCAGAUUGGCACACGGAAAAAUGUCGCGAUCGAAUGCCAUCGACACGCCUCGAACGUCGGACUCGAUGGACGUGGUUGUUGAUCAAUUAGAAGCGUUGGAUUCAUUGGAGAACAAUUACAGCAGAACGCAGGAGGAAGAGGAAGCCACUGCCUCGCCCCAUUCUUACCUCUCCAUGCCAUCCUGUAAGCCGUUCCCAAGCAUGAAGAGCGUCGAGCCUCUUUCCAGGGUCUUAGAACCUGUCAUGGUGAAACAUUUGGACAUAGAUUCUCCGGAGUUGGUGAGACGCGACAGCGAUCACUACGAGCCGGGUGAUCAAUUUUUCGCCCGGAGUUCCAGUGCUGCUAAAGAUCCCGGAGUCGUCGGGCCUAUAGUUUGGAGUCUUCGCAGGCAGAACGCAUCUACCGAAGGUCCUGCUUCGGGAACUGACGUUGAUGCAGCAUACGCGACAGCGUCGAGACCAGUCGGGAAAGCUAGAAGAAGGCUUCAUGAGCUGCUGGAGGAUUCGUUCAGCCUCUUUGGAAGCAGAGACCCGAAAGUCGAGACGUACUCGCGGCCGACUUCCGCCGCGCGUUCACCGGACGUUCUUACGAUAUUUUCAGAAACGCGGCCUCGCACCUCGGUACCUGGGAAACCAGUCCCGGACACGAACAUGAGUGAAAAUGGACGGAGCGUGCAGUUCCGGUCUCGCGGCGUCUGGAGCUCGAGGCCGCUGAGCGCUGGCCCGUUUCACAGGCCCAAUCUGCCGGAAGUCGACGCCAGACGCAUACUUACUGACAGUCAAUUGCCGCCGGAAGACCCGGCGGUGCCGUUGAUAGCCUCGAUCAAGAGGGAACUCGAAAAGUUCUCGCCUCAAUAAAAAAUAAGGUAUAGUUAAUGGUAAUUACUAUUUAUUGGUUAAGCGUAUACAAAACAGUAUUCGGAAUUGCAUUUGUAAUAAUAAUUGUACAUAAUUUUUAUACCGCUUCGAUUAACCAACAUUUGUACAAUACGUACUCACGUACAAUACAACACGUACUCACUAACAUAUUCUGAUAAGACUGCCGAGAAAUGAAAUUAGACGAAGUAGAAAUUAUUUAAUUAAAAGUAUUUAUUGAUAAUUAGUCAUGUAAUAUACACAUGUAAGUUAUUACGAGUGAUAGUUUUUUUUGUAUCCACUGUUAGAUUAUUUAUUACUCUUAUCUCUGGUUUCUCAUUGUAAAUACAUAUCAUCGAU
This is a messenger RNA of Ceratina calcarata, 2850 nucleotides long. RefSeq lists its product as uncharacterized. The record is from RefSeq and is a predicted model, not a curated record. The transcript is spliced from 9 exons. Bases 1 to 2493 code for a protein of 830 amino acids. Lineage: Eukaryota; Metazoa; Arthropoda; Insecta; Hymenoptera; Apidae.